GCUGCAACCAACUUCGCCGUGACUGGGGUCACAGCAGAGCAGAGGCUGCAGGCACCUUUAAUGUUUAAACCAGCUUGUCACCUGACCUAACCUGGAUUGUCUGCUCCGGCGAGGGCGGCUGCAGGAGAGACGGGCUCGGGGGUGGUGGAAGGGGUAGGAGCCGCCUACUGACGUCUAGAACCUGCUGUGCAAGUGCAGGCGGCGCUGCCUUCCCCUGGCAGGAGAGGGAAGGAGCCCGGCGGCCGCGGACAAUGUGCAAUGCCAGAGGAGCGGCCAGUCGGGCAGGCAGAGCCGGCUAGAGGCGGGCGCUGAGCCGGGACCUGCCGCCACCCGCACCUGGCGGAGGGGCAGGGGCAGGCAGCCGCGGCGGGCUGGAGCAGGAUGUUUAAAGGUUAAGUGCCAAACACCAAAAUGAGUGUGACUUCGUGGUUCCUGGUGAGCAGCACUGGCAUUCGCCACCGGCUCCCUCGGGAGAUGAUAUUUGUUGGCAGAGAUGACUGUGAACUAAUGCUCCAGUCCCGCAGUGUGGAUAAGCAGCAUGCUGUAAUCAACUAUGACAAGGACAAAGAUGAGCACAGGGUGAAGGAUCUUGGGAGCUUAAAUGGGACUUUUGUGAACGACGUCCGGAUUCCUGACCAGAAAUACAUCACAUUAAAACUGAACGACGUGAUUCGCUUUGGCUACGAUUCUAACAUGUAUGUCUUGGAACAAAUUCAACACAAAGUACCAGAGGAAGCAUUAAAGCACGAAAAGUAUACUAGCCAACUUCAGAUGAGUUUCAAGGGCACCAUGAUGAAAAGAGUGGAGCAGCCGGUGGAACAUGGUGGUUAUACUGAAUCCCCGCAAGCAAAACUGGAGAGAGGAGAGAAGAAAGCAAUUACAGAGACAGCUCCUUAUCGCACACCCCUUUAUGGUCAGCCUUCAUGGUGGGGAGAAGAUGAUGCAAAUAACAAACUAGAAAGGCAGGAGGACAGAAGGCAAGAAGAACAUUAUUCAGAAAGAACGAAGGAGAUAUCCCAGCAUGAAGGGGAGAUCAAUGGUAAUGUUAUUGCUUAUCGAGAUUCCCAGGAACAGUCUGUGUAUGCAUUCAGAAGAGAACCUAGUUAUUUUGAAAUCCCAACGAAGGAAUUCCAACAGCUGGCAAAAUCUCCUGAAACACAGGUCCAUGAAAUCCCAACUAAGGACAUUGAUGCCGUGGUGCCACCCGUUGUGCAAAGCCAUGCCUCUUUUACCAUUGAAUUUGAUGACUGUACCCCUGGUAAAAUAAAGAUAAAAGAUCAUGUAACUAAGUUUUCACUCAGACAGAGAAGACCUUUCAGUAAGGAUGCGGGUCACACAGAGAUGAUGUCAGCGGAGAGCAAGGUGGCUGAUUGGCUGGUUCAGAAUGACCCAAGUUUGAUGAGAAGGCAGUCUCCGGGAGACGAUGUGUACAGUACAAAGAGUGAUCUUCCGGUUCAUGUGAGGACACUGAAAGGUAACAGACAUGAAGAUGGGACGCAGAGCGAUUCCGAAGACCCUGUUGCACCCACAGCAGAAAAGGAGACCGCCAGCAAUGACCAUGCAGCUGAGCAAGCCAGGCUUCAGCGCCAGAUCAGGCGCGACCCCCACGAAAUGCUGCAUAACCAGCAGGCCUUCGUCAUCGAGUUCUUUGAUGAUGACACGCCUCGUAAAAAGAGGUCACAGUCUUUCACGCACAGCGCACACUCCUCCCAGAGCGACACGGAUCCCGUGCCGAAAACCAAGGUGGAAAAGCGCAAAGCUGCCAUGCCUGCUGAGAAGCUUGGUAGCCCAGUGCCACCUCCUCAUCUGGCUGCCCAGGCAGGCAAGCCGGCCAGCAAUUCCUCGGGGACACAGAGAUCCAGCUCCUUUAAGAGAGAGAAGACAGAAGAUCGGAUCAGCUCUUCGUCAUCCUCUGCUUCAAGGCCGUCUGCAAAGAACUACGGCAGCAUUGGGAGGAAGUCUAAAAUUGCUCAGGAUUUUGCUGCUGAGUAUCUAAGGGAGAACUCUCAAGCUGGAAAGUUCAGCGCUGAGAAGCCAGCACCUCUGCAGGUGCCAGUGGCUCCCCGGGUAGUAAUAUCGUCUGCACCAGACCCUGCCACCACUCCACCUACCGAUCCAAAAUUGGUCAAGGCUAGGAAGCAUGAGGAGGAGGAUAGUUUAAGUGAAACGGGCACAUACACCAUUGAGACGGAGUCACAAGAUAAAGAAGUAGAAGAAGCUCGGAAAAUGAUAGAUCAGGUUUUUGGCGUGUUUGAAUCUCCAGAGUUUUCCAGAUUGUCUUCAGCCUACAGACCUGUUAUAAAAGGCGAAAAGGAAGAACCAAGCUCUCACCAGCAUCUAAUCACUGAAAAUGGCACCAGUCAGAAGACACUUCUGCUCCAGGCAUUCCCUUCCAAACCCACUUGUGGGUCCCAGGCUGAGAUGCAGGUGCCUCCAGCAUCUCAAGGUGGUCAGAAAUGGGUCUCUAGGUGGGCAAGUCUUGCUGACAGCUACACAGACUCAGGGCUUUGUGAUGGUCAACAGCAGGGAUUAGUAUCUGAGGGCCAUACAGAAAGUGGCACAGCUCAUAAACCAGGAGAACCAGAGACCAUUGUGCCUUCAAGAACAAGAAGGCUUCUUCCCCAGCUCCCACCGAGUGAUAAAUCUGACAGCCCAACACCCACAGUUUUAAUUUGUCAAGACUCGUAUCCUGAAGUAUCCAAGAGAAACAUUGUAAAGGAACAGGGUAAAGAAACCUAUGCUGAUCCCAGCACCCGAUUGUUCAUCCAAGAGGACUUGGAUCCUGAUAGCCUGAGUGAUGCCAGCAAGUCCGACGACGGCUUUGGUUUGGAAAAAGGAAAGAAAUGCAAAGAAAACACUAAAAUGCCUGAGCAAGAACGACGAAGGGGGGAAGAUUUAAAACCUGAGGUCCGACAGGCAGCAGCGCCAGGGGUUUCAAGUAUCACAGCUGUAAGUGAGCCAGUAUCUACUUCCUUCUACAUUGGUGAUGAAACUAAUGAGGCUGGGAUUCCCUCCAAGCUUUCUCUAAGUGCGUCUCAUUCUCGAGCAGACAAAGAAUGCAAGGAUCAAGAGUUUCCUGUCAAGUCACCCAGUGCAGCUGCUUCUGGAAAGCCAGUGGUCAAAGACGUUAACAGCACUUACGUUAGCGCGUCGGGGAAAAUGGUAAUUUCCCUUCAUCAGAAUCUUGCUCAGGAGCAAGAAUACGUAGCCACAAAAGAAAUAUCCUCCUUCAUUAGGCAGGAAAGUUUUACCAAAGACAAAUCAAGCAGCGUUGUUCCUCAGAAUAAACUUCCUCAUAUUUCAAGUCACCCUCUGCUUAAAGAUUUAGAUGUUGCACGAUCAAGCCGUAUGGACUAUAAUCAAGACACUCAUCUUAUCCUUAAAGACACUGAAACGGCUUUGGCAGCACUGGAAGCCAAAAUACUCUGUCAAAACCACCAGCUGGACCUUUCAGGAACUAUUCCCGGGCAGCUAGAAGACUCCUUAUCUGGGGACUCUGAUGUGGACACAGCAAGCACGGUCAGCUUGGUUAGCGGUAAAAACGUCCCAAGCAGCACACCGAAAUGCCAAGUUACAAGCAGCUUGCAGAAAGAGAAAUCCUCCUCCACGCCCUCUAUCCAGGACCAGUGCAGCCAGCCCAGUGCUCGCGAAAGGCUGUCAGAAAAACGCAGGAUGCUUCCGCUCGAGGCGGGAAACAGAGGAGAAACCGCCAAACGUUUCCAAAUCAAGCGAAGUGCUGGGGCUCGUGGGUCACUGGAUUUUACAGAUGACGAAAGAAGCUCUACUCUUCCUUACUUCCCGGUAAGUGAAACGGCCUCCUCUGAUCACGAGCAUUCUGUGUCAAAAUCCGUCCCCAGAAGGAAACCUUUUACUCAGGCUGUGAAAGAGGAGCGCGGCAAAGUGACUGCAAACGUGCAAAAGAUCCAGCAAGUUCUCACCAGGUCCAACAGUUUAUCGACCCCCAGGCCCACGAGGGCCUCAAAACUCCGUCGCGCCCGGUUGGGAGAUGCCUCAGAUAAUGAAUGUGCCGACACCGAGAAAACAACCUCCAACCUCGAAGCCACAACUGCGGCUUCUAAACAAUCCGCGGAGUCUAAAAAGCUGUCCAGGCUUGACAUCCUUGCCAUGCCAAGGAAACGGGCAGGUUCGUUUACAGUGCCAAGCGACUCUGAAACGACGCAGCCAAGAACUGGGUUUUCAGGGCGCAGUGUGGAGUCGUAUUAUGCAAAUCGGAAGCCACCUGUGUCAGACGCUAGAACUGCAGCUAGAAAAACUGCAGCUGCUGCUACUACAAAGCAACCUUUCAGUAGAACUCGUUCUAGCAGUGUCAGGUAUUCAUCCACCUCCACUUCAAGACGGAGACAGCAGGGUUCAGAUUACACUUCUACUUCAGAGGAGGAGUAUGGCUCAAAUCACAGCUCCCCUAAACACAAACGCUCCCAUACUUCAACAGCCACGCAGACGCCUCGGCCGCACAGUUCUGGGCUGAGCCGGCAGAAGCACAGCGGGAGAGAAACGGAUGAUGACGAAGACUACGAUGAGCCUGACCCCUUCAACUUCAGCGCACAAACAGCCGAGAUAGCCGAGAUAGCCAGAUUAAGCCAAACCUUGGUGAAAGAUGUAGCCAUCCUUGCUCGAGAGAUUCAUGAUGUUGCAGGCGAUGGGGAUUCCCAGAGUUCGUCAGGAACCGGACCAAGCACCUCCCUCAGCUCCGUACCCAACACCCCUGCUUCUACCAUAUCAGCAAGGGAAGAGAUUGCUCGUACAUCUUUACGGCCGGCAUAUCCAUCUCAGUUGGUGCAGCACAUUCCAGAAGCAAGUCUGAACUACCAGAAGGUGCCUCCCGGGUCAACGGGAUUCAAGGAUUUUGAUCAGAAUAUGAACAACAAUAGAGAAGAGGAUCUCUCGAGAAAAACGAGGGCAAGAAACCGAGAGGAGGUCAUCUUUGACAACCUGAUGUUGAACCCAGUGUCUCAAUUAUCCCAUGCGAUCCGUGAAAAUACAGAAAACCUGGCUGAAAAAAUGAAAAUUGUGUUUCAGAACACCGAAAGGACCUGGGAGGAGAUGGAGGCCAAAAUUAACUCGGAAAACGAAGUGCCAAUUUUAAAGACCUCAAACAAGGAAAUCAGCUCUAUCCUAAAGGAGCUACGAAGAGUUCAGAAACAGCUGGAAGUUAUCAAUGCUAUCAUUGACCCCAGUGGGAACUUGGAUGUAGUUGCUACUAACAAAGCGUCCUCUGCUGCUACACAGUCUACAACCACUAAAGUCAGGACUGCUAACCAUUCUGGCUCCACGUUGGAGAUUUUGUCACCAGUACAGAUGAGAAAUUACAUCCAGAAAUCGAACUGUGGAUCUUCUAGCCUACAAGAUGCUAAUUUCAUUCCAGAUGGAGAGAAAUACGUGAUCUGAUACAAUAUUUUAUAUUGCUCUCAUACUGUCAUUUACUGUGGCGUUAGUUCUGUGUCCGAGUGGUUGUGGACAGUUUGUAUGGAGCAGUUGUUUAGAUUGCUAACACAUUACACACGCACACACAAACACACAAAAAACUAUGCUGUGUGGAUGAAUGGCAAGUCUGUAUGCCUUUUGAACAAGACUAGCGCUGUGGAGCAGCACAUAUUCAGCAUAGAGGCAAACUCUGAUUUUUACAAUACAACUCACUUCAAUUCUUCCAAUGUGCCAUAAGAAACAUGCUUUACAUAUCCUCCAUUUGCUACUGCCGAAGCUCUAAAGUGUUCUUGGAUUAGCCUGUUUAUAAUUCUCAGUUACUGGUAGUUCAGUUGUAACAAGGCUCUGUUUAAAAAAGAAGUGGACUUUUUUUUGAUUGGCGCUACAUUUUGGACUGAUUUUAAAAAUAGAGCAUUACUGUUCUGUUGGAAUCAACAUGCAUACCUAGCAGUAUAAUGGUGCAAUACAGUGGGUUUCUAUAAGGAACUCUGUUUUGGUCAUAUGAAAAUUGUUUUCAGUGUUUGCAAAAAAAAAAAAAAAAAGGAAGGAAGGAACCACUUUGAAUCUAUGUGCAUCAUGCUUUCAAUCCAAAACCUUUGUUUUUCUAUUGAGAAGGUGUAAAAUUUCUAAUAUAGUUGUAGAUUCUGAACAUAUUUAAGGCACAAAGCUUCAAGUAUACAGAUGUAGAUUAGCCAUAUAAAUGAGAAGGUCAGUUUUGAUAGCUGAGCUUGCCAAAUUCUCAUUAUUUCAGUUUAAUCAAUCGCUGUCUGAAACUUUUUUUGAAAAUAUAAUAAUAAUAAUAAUCUUUCAUAUUGAGCUGCAAAUUCUCCUGAAUGAGCUAAAGAGCAAGUUGUCUGUGAUCAGCCAAUUACUAAGAAAAACAUCUGUUCCAUUGGCUCAUGUACUAAACUUAAUUACACAAUGGCUGUGAACUAAUAUUCACUCUACAGCACUCAAAAUAAUGGCUUAAAUGUGGCUCUGCCUUUACUGAUUGUGUUGUCAUGAGAUUUUUCGUAUCCAGUUAUGCACGAAUACACACCAUCCUGUUGUAUUCUUGAGAACCUACCCAACAGUGCAAAGCUGCUGGUGUUACAAUGCAGCAUUGGUAUGGCAGCUCACUUUUGGUCCCUUAUAAUCUUAGGAACGCUAAGGAUUAUUUUGCAGCAGCAUUGAGAGUAUACUGUAAAAUUAGCUUUUUAUAUCCCAUCUGUCCAAGUGAGCUGCCAAAUUCUAAACAAAGUAUUUGAGUGGCUUUUUGGAGAGUCUGUUUGAGGCAUGCAGUGUGCAAACUGGGAUCUGUCCCUAUUGCAUGAAUUCCUCUUGACUGAAAAACAGUGAUCAGGAAACGAAAGUGUAUCUGCAGAGUUGUGGGAAAUACACUUACUGAUGGACGUAAGCAAACUAAAUUCUGCUACGCACUCACACAGUGUAUAAUUUUGCUAAUGCAAAUAGCUUCCCAAGCUCGAUUGCUCUUUAUGUGCUGACUUCAUGGGGCGGGGCUCGGAUUGAUUUCAUAAUUGGGUCAGUUAAUUGACCUUUUCUCCUAGGAUUUUGCUAAAGUGUCAAAUAUUUAUGAUUAAAUAACUGGGCUGCUCACACCGUGUUUAGUGUACUAGCAAAUGGCAGGAUUCUGCUUCAAGUGCCACCAGUGGGAUUUUUCCAUUGAUUUCAACAAGAGCAGUCCCAAAGGGGGAGUUUGCUGGUUUGCCAUGCUAGUGUGUCCUGCGAGCCUGCAAGGUUUUGCGUGUGCGGGGGGAAAUAGUGUAGUUUUGCUACCAGUGUAUCCAACAGAGAACAUGGCUCGUCCGCUCCUGUGGAGAUUUGGAGGAAUAUACUGGACUUCAUAUGAACACUAUGAUGAUGGGAGUAAAAUUUACUUUGCAAAAUAACUAGGAACUUGGCCUUUAAGUUUCUCUGGCUGCCUGUUAUGUUAAUGCUGUCUGAUUGUUCCAAUGUAUCCUUUUGGAAUACUUGCCUGUGUCCUUAGUUAAUAUCAUAAAUAGUGGUAUGGCUCUUGACACAUGGUAAUUCGUUUUCAAAAGUCUCCUCGGUGAGGGUCCGAUCCCGCAAGGUGCUGACUCCGACUCAUUGGAAGUUGAAGGGCUUCAGCAAUAUAGUCCGCUAAUUACAGUUUUGCAGUAGACAGGUGUGUGUUUGAGUUACGCAUCAAUGUCAGAUUUUAUUAUUUGUUUCUACUUUUUACUACAUUGUCCCAUCCUCGUGGCUAUGCUCUAGUGGUUUUGUUUCUUGACACCGUAUCCUUGAUGUGACUUCCAUUCACUUUCACUUGGAAACUUACUAGUUUCUACUUUCAUGAAGUGACCCAUCAGAGAUGAAUUUUCUCCCUUUGCUGUUCCUCUGCUCUUGGUAUCCAAAUAUCUUCAUUGCCGGUUGCGUAAACCCAGAAAUAUGGUACCUUUAAGAAACAAUUGGAAAUAAAGCUGGAGUCAUGAAUCUCUAAAAGUUUUAGUCUGGGGGCAGGGAAAAGCACAACCUGAUUUUGUUUCAUUUUGAAUAAUUUGUUCAAUGUGAUAUUAAAAAAAACACCUGUUUUCCAGCAUAAAGUUCUUAUUGAGAAUUUUUCAAGACUAGUUUAAUUGCAGUCCUGGUAUGUAAUCAUUUUGGUGCUGAAAUGUAACCAAUAUAUUUGAGGUACUUAAUUAAUCUGAAGUAUACCUCAUUCUGCAUUUGUCUGUUAGAAUUAAGCCAAAGAGCAAGCCACAUAAUUAUAAACCAUUAGCCAAGGUUUGGUCUUAUAAGCAGUAUUCUGUGACAACAAUAAAAAGUCUGUACAGUUCUGAUGUGAGUAUCACAAGCAUUUAGGGUCUGAUCCAAUGGCUAUUAGAGACAGUGGAAAGAUUCCUUUUGACUUUAAUGGGCAUUGGGUCAACCUUUAGUUGGUUAACUUUCAGUGAGCUUGAUGUGUGCUCCACUGACCUAAUAGUCAUUCAUACAGUAAAUUGUUUUCAUAUUUGUUGUAUUUACAUUUAAAAAAUUAGGCUGGCAUUUUCAAACAAGUCUAAGGAAGUUAAGCACCCAGCUCUGAUUAAACCUUUCCGGAACGUGGAUGCUAACGUACUUAGGCGCCUUUGAAAAUCCCAGCCCUUGUUCUUUUACUAUACUUGAAAACUGUGCUCUCAUUGAGAUUGUUUUCGAAUGUUAAACUCUUGAGACUUCAUGAUGAUGGAAUGAAUGUAAAUUCUUGAGAGAAUGCAUCAGUGCUUUGCGAGCAAGAGCCUAAGUGUGUCUACAGUACCGUCGUGUUGUGGUCGUGCUGAGAGUGUGAAUAAAGCCUAAGUCAUCCUUGAAUAUUUUAAUAAAGAAAAACCUUACAGAAUGUUUACAUACAGCCUACUGAAAAAAGUGUUUAAAAUAUAUAAGUGCAAGAUUCUACUAGUUUUUUCUUCAUUUUUGCAGAUCACACUAGAUAUUUUUAAAAUUCAGCAAAUAUGUGUAAUGAUUUUGCAAAAAAAAAAAAAA
This is a messenger RNA of Mauremys reevesii (Reeves's turtle), 8925 nucleotides long. It is a transcript of the gene CEP170B, whose product is annotated as centrosomal protein 170B. The transcript has 20 exons. NCBI's taxonomy places the organism in Eukaryota, Metazoa, Chordata, Testudines, Geoemydidae. The coding region runs from base 412 to 5409 and encodes 1665 amino acids. The record is from RefSeq and is a predicted model, not a curated record. Gene Ontology annotation, molecular function: protein binding.